Schistocerca gregaria is the source of this 657-nucleotide messenger RNA. RefSeq lists its product as uncharacterized. The coding region runs from base 30 to 344 and encodes 104 amino acids. NCBI's taxonomy places the organism in Eukaryota, Metazoa, Arthropoda, Insecta, Orthoptera, Acrididae. The transcript has 3 exons. The record is from RefSeq and is a predicted model, not a curated record.
GUUUCCAAGACGACUUCUUCCAGAUCAGGAUGAAUGGGAAGCUGGUUGUCGUGUUAGUAGUGCUCGCGCUUGCGCAGUACACAGGAGCUGAAAACGAGUUCUGCCGCUACUUCAGUGUGAGGUGCCUCUGGAUCGACCCCGACCUGUGCAAAGCACGCGGCGGAGUUUUCAUAUACAGGGGCAGUUUCUGCGGCCUCUGUGACAUCUGUCCCAAAUACGUUGGUUUGGGUCAGUCUUGCAAAGAUGACGACCCAUAUCAGCCGCCAAAGCCCACAUGCGUAGAGCCUUUGAUCUGUGACCGAGACAGCAAAAAAUGUGUGAUGGCACCUGCAAGUGACGAGUAAAGUAACUACAAAGGCACAUCUCAGCUCUACGACUGUCGUCCCUGGAGCAGCAGCAGCAGCAGACCUUGAUGAUCUCAUGGAAAAGGCCACACUGCGUUUUACACCACAGCUAAUGACAAUCGUCAUUUACGUUAGCCAAGAAAAUUCCAUGAACAGACCGUAAAUAUGUAACUAAUUUUUGAGAGGGUUUCAACACUUGUUUUUGAAUGACCGUAGAUUAUUCUGUUAAUUCAAUAAAUGUUCAUGUUACAUGCCAAGCGACGUCAAAUUUCACCAAUUUCCGCUCGAAAAAUAAAGGUUUGAAUCAAAUUAA